ACUGACAUGAAUGAAAUGAACAAUGACAACGCGGCCCCAAUCUCGUAAUGGUUAGUAGGUGUCCAAAGAACUCAAAAGUUUCUAUCCACUUGUAUUCUUGAAUCAUCAACUUCGCUGGUGAUGCUCCUCGUACCCGCUUGCCGUGUCUUCGCGUUCUAUAUUUUUGUUUGUUUUGCGAUCGCCCAAGCACUGGAAUCGAAGAAAGACUUGUGGGUGGCUUUCCUGAGUAGUUACAUUCAUCUGACCCUGUGAGCAAUGGCGGAUGAAAUUCGAUUCUUCGAGCUGAAUACGGGGGCUAAAAUACCUUCUGUUGGUUUGGGUACUUGGCGUGCUGAACCCGGCGUCGUUGCUGAUGCCAUAGCCGCCGCCAUCAAGGUUGGAUAUCGGCAUAUAGAUUGUGCUCAAGCUUAUGGCAAUGAACAGGAGAUUGGUCAUGCCUUGAAGAGUCUUUUUGAUGAUGGUGUAGUUAAGCGAGAAAAUGUGUGGAUCACCUCCAAACUCUGGUGUACUGAUCACUUGUCAGAAGAUGUACCAAAAGCAUUGGAUAGAACUCUUCAGGAUUUGCAGCUGGAUUAUCUGGAUCUUUACCUUAUUCACUGGCCUGUCAGCAUGAGAAAAGGUUCUGUUGACGAUAAGCCUGAAAAUCUCACCCAACCUGAUAUACUGAGCACAUGGAGAGCAAUGGAAGCACUCUACAAUUCUGGCAAGGUUCGAUCUAUAGGAGUAAGCAACUUCUCUUCAAGGAAGCUUCAGGAUCUGUUGGAGGUGGCACAUGUUCCUCCUGCUGUUAACCAAGUGGAAUGCCAUCCUUCAUGGCAGCAGUUGAAGUUACACGCUUUCUGCAUAUCCAAGGGAGUGCAUUUAUCUGGUUAUUCACCACUGGGUAAAGGGUUUAAUAGGAGUGAGGUUCUUAAGAAUCAAGUUCUGCACAUGGUUGCGAAGAAAUUGGGGAAAACUCCAGCACAAGUGGCUCUUCGGUGGGGACUACAAAUGGGUCAUAGUGUACUGCCUAAGAGCACAAAUCAUGCCAGGAUCAAGGAAAACCUUGAUUUGUUUGACUGGUGUAUGCCUUCGGAAUUUCUUGCCAACUUCUCUGAGAUUAAGCAGGAGAAACUAGUUACAGGCGCCUCCUUUGUUCAUGAAACAUUUGGUGCCUACAGAACAAUUGAAGAACUCUGGGAUGGCGAAUAGUUGAAGAUACUUUCUCUGGAUACACUUUCUCCUGUUAUUACUGUCUAUUAGAUAUAACUGAAGUUACAGAAACCUGUAUUCCACGUGAUGAGACAAUGAGUGAAUCAACAUAUUCCGUGCUGUCAGAUUAACGGGGGGGGGAAAAACAAUUGGUAGCUUUAUAGUUCUUAAUGGCGGGGUGUAGCGCCAUAUGAAUGAGCCCGGGUGUUGGUGCAAGAUUGUGCUUCUCUAAUUUAUCAUUCUUAUUUUUUCCCCA
Prosopis cineraria is the source of this 1447-nucleotide messenger RNA. Its product is annotated as NADPH-dependent aldo-keto reductase, chloroplastic-like. NCBI's taxonomy places the organism in Eukaryota, Viridiplantae, Streptophyta, Magnoliopsida, Fabales, Fabaceae. Bases 256 to 1191 code for a protein of 311 amino acids. The record is from RefSeq and is a predicted model, not a curated record. The transcript is spliced from 7 exons. Gene Ontology annotation, molecular function: aldose reductase (NADPH) activity. Gene Ontology annotation, cellular component: cytosol.